CGUCUCAUAAUUCUAGGAUCCGACCAAGUGUAAAAUGCUUGGUACCCACUCGCACCCUUCCCCCCUCAUGCUGCUGCAUCCAAACCAAACCCUAAACCAAAUCACAAGAAGCCUAGUUAUCAGACAAAUCCUCCGCCAUCUGCGCCAACAAUGGCUUUCGCCGGAAGUUCCGGCGCACGUGCGCACCACGCGCGCUCGCCCUCGGCGCCCCUCGCAGUCAUCCCAGCGGAGCGAUUCGCCCUGCUGUCGCAACCCGCGUCGCUCGCGACUUCCGCCGCCUCGCCCCCCGUGAUACCACGCGCCGGCGGUGCGAUCAGGCGCGCGGAAAGCGCCUCGGACUCAACGUCCCUGCCCUCCAGCCCCGCGGAAGCGGCGGCUCGUGGAACCUUCCCCGCUGUCACGGCGACGGGCGCGUGCGCGGCGCAAACAGGACGAACGACGGACCCACUUUCCCCUCCUGCUACCGCCGACGGCACCUGCGCGGUGGGCCAAACCGGCGACCAUGGCGGCGCGGCAUCAGCGCCAACGCGCGCGGAUUCGAAUCCGCCAGCGAGCCACGGACUAUCGCCGCAGCAGCGACAGUCUAGUUUUGAGGCGCCUCAAAGCGCGCCAGCGAGCUCUGGGCUAUCGCUGGAGCAGCUGCGACAUCUAGUGGCUCUCACUAACGCAAACGACGGCCCGCGCGACAUGGCCUCCGCCUUCCCGUACGCGUCGUCGUGCGACGGGCGGCCCGGCAGAAGCCGCCUGUCGAUUAACGCGGCGCAGCGACGACUCGACUCGUGGAAUCGCGCGCGAGAGCCGGUGGUUGAAAACAGCGCCGAGCACAUCCGCGCGCAGCGCCGGCUGAAGCGGAGCGGAAGCGCGCCCCCGCUACUACUAAGAUCCGCAGCUGGGGAAUCGGCGGGGGAAUUGGCGGACGAAUCAGCGGGAGGAUUGGCGGGAGAACCGGCGCGGGGCGGAGACUCUUCCGACUGCCUAAGGCGGCCAGCGCAGCCAAUGGAGAGCGUCGUUUCGGAGGCGCGGAAAGUGGCGCUCCGCCGUUGGCUCCGCCGGUCGCGGAGUGCGCACGUGCUGGGCGGAAGAGACACGGAAGCGCUGUGGAGCGAAGCCAUGACGGCCCUCAUCUGGGGCCGCGGCGGCGCCGUCGUUUAUAGACGGCCAGCCGGCAGGAGUUUACAGGCGCCGUCGCCGCCGUCGGGAGCGGAUUUGAAGUCGUCAGGAGGGGCACAGUUGGCGAGCGACAUCACACGGCGUUCAGCAGCAGGAAGCGCAGCAGGAAGCCCAGCAGGAAGCGCAGCAGGAAGCGCAGCAGGGAAUGCUGUUGGGAAUGGUCGCAUGGUAGCACUAGGGGGGCGAUAUGACAGAUACAUGCAGAUAGCGCCAGCAGCAGCAGCAGCAGCAGCAGCAGCAGCAGCAGCAGCAGCAGCAGGUGGGCAUGUCAGAGCAGGGGAUCCCAGAGUCUACCCUAGUGAGCGAUUCUGGAGAACGCAAACCCCGGGCGUUGUGUCAGAGCAGAGCAGAGCAGAGCAGAGCAGGAUACAGCAGCAGCAUCAGCUGCAGUUGCAGCAGCAGCGGCAGCGGCAGUGGCAGCAGCACCAGCGGCGGCAGCAGCUUUGGCAGCAGCAGCAGCGGGAGGUAGCCAGGGACCCUGUUACGUCGGUGUUUGCCUGGGCUGCUGAGCAAAGAAUGGCCGCGAGGCGGGCAGAGAGGACUCAGCCGUGAGGGCGGGUAGUGAUUGCUUGGGUGCGGAAUCACGGAAUCACUCCAUGUUGUGUUGCGCAAGGGUUGACCUGACUCAGAACACUGGUGCAAGCAGCAGUGGCGGCAUGCCUCUGUAGGUACCGACCUCCCUUUCACCCAGUAGAGUUUGUGGGGCAAGCAGCGCUUACUUGCUCUGUGGCCUUCACCCUGAUACGUACGACCAUGCUGCAGGGUCUCAUAAUCAGUAGUAAGCUAGAGAUUAAGGUGCUGCCCCAAGCCCACUUCUCCUGUCACUGUUGUCUGAUCCCCCCUUGGUUUCUUUUCCUUCCCAGUCCCCAUCCCUCUCUCCCCUCUUCUCCUCUUGUGCAUCAGACCUUGAGAUGUGGCCGACAGCUGGUAUACUGCAUGGUAGUGCGCUAACCUGCGCGAAUAUGGAAUACAUUAUAGAAUCUACACUUGAUGUCGUAGAAUACCCCAACAUAUAUAUUGUGAACUACAUCUCCUGGAUGACAGGACAGAAGAUGGUCAAGCUGACUUGGCCGAGCAGGAGUGCACCCUACAAGCUAUUGUACAAGUCAUAGCUGCCAAUAUGCAGGCAUUUGCUACCAUUAUUUAGCUCCUGCCCUCACCGUUCUUAAACUUAGGAGGCUAGGUUGGCUAGGUUACUAGGAAGAAGACCGCCAUGGAAUGGCGUGAGGAAAAACGGAUCUAGGAGGUGAGA
Molecule: messenger RNA, 2422 nt
Organism: Closterium sp. NIES-67
Lineage: Eukaryota; Viridiplantae; Streptophyta; Zygnematophyceae; Desmidiales; Closteriaceae
Source: the annotation of a GenBank genome assembly